This is a messenger RNA of Hymenoscyphus albidus, 1054 nucleotides long. The record is from the annotation of a GenBank genome assembly. NCBI's taxonomy places the organism in Eukaryota, Fungi, Ascomycota, Leotiomycetes, Helotiales, Helotiaceae.
CAGACUUCCUCCCCGCGAAAAUAUAUCCAAUAACUUCGACAGCCUCAACAAAAUGUCGGCCCCGAAGAGAAAAGCACUUGAUAGUGUACUACAGAGCCGGGUAAGAGCUAGACGGGAGCAGAGCGAAGAAAUUGAGGAUAUCUCCUCAGGAUCAGAAGCUGCAGACCCGGAACAUGACGAUGGGAGCAGUUCAGAUGGUAACGAAGAGGACGACGGCAACGAGGUAUGGUUUUUGCGCAACCCAAUAUUAUCUAGUCUAAUAUUCAAGGUAGUCAUCAUCCUCGUCGGAGCCUGAACCUGAAGAUGCGGCGUCCAUUUCUUUUGGCGCAUUAGCAAAAGCAGAAGCCACCCUCAACAACCCCAAGCGCAAAAAACGGCCUAUAAAAGGCGAGAGUGUCGAUACCUGGACUAACAAUGAAGCAAUUGAAAGAAAGGAAGGACGGAAAGAUCGUAGAGAUUUCAAUCGCUCGAGCAAGCAUGCGCCAACAGAAAUAUCCAGCAAAAAGGCAGUUUCCCGAAAACGAGAAGUCGUGCCUGUACCAAAACGCGAAUACCGAGAUCCCCGAUUCGAUGCGGUAACUGGUUACGUGGAUGAGGCAAAGGUCCGAAAAGCUUAUGCGUUUUUGGAUGAUUAUCGAGAGGAUGAAAUGAAAGAGUUGAGGAAUACCAUCAAGAAUACGAAGGAUGAGGAGAGCAAAGAGAAGUUGAAGCGCACAUUAUUGUCAAUGGAAUCAAGGAAGAAGGCACAAGCUAGAAAGGAUAAGGAAGAGGAGAUUUUGGACAAACAUCGAAAAGAGGAGAAGGAGCUGGUAAAGCAGGGCAAGAAACCAUUUUACUUGAAAAAGACCGAACAGAAGAAGAGAGUGCUCAUGGAUCAAUAUGGGGCUCUUAAGGGCAAGCAAUUGGACCAUGUCAUUGAGCGGAGGAGAAAGAAGGUCGAGGGAAAAGAAAAGAAGAAGAUGCCAUUUGCAAGAAGGGAGACCGGGUCAUAAUUACAAGACGAUCAAAUUUUGGAAUCAAGUUAUCAAACAAUCCUCAAAGACGAAGUGAGAAU